Messenger RNA from Leishmania mexicana MHOM/GT/2001/U1103, 1722 nucleotides. RefSeq lists its product as hypothetical. Gene Ontology annotation, molecular function: mRNA binding. The transcript has a single exon. Lineage: Eukaryota; Euglenozoa; Kinetoplastea; Trypanosomatida; Trypanosomatidae. The coding region runs from base 1 to 1722 and encodes 573 amino acids. Gene Ontology annotation, biological process: regulation of translation. Gene Ontology annotation, cellular component: nucleolus. The record is from RefSeq and is a predicted model, not a curated record.
AUGGGCCGCACGAAUGCGAAGAAGCAAGAGGCGCGAGAGGAGCGCCUCAGCAAGCUUCCUCAGUCAGAUCGCUUAGCGAAGGUCGCCCUCAUCAAGAAGAAGGAGGGCCGCGUACUCGAUGCGGAUGAAAAGCACGCACUGAAGAUGUCGUCAGUGCAUGGCGAGAUUCUGCGCCUGUGGGAGAAGCUGCGCACGCUUGAGGAGCGCGCGGAGGAGCAAGCUGCCAUGCCUUCCAGCAAGAAGACCGCAUACGCGCACAAGUACCCCAUGGUGGACAAGCUCAUGCAUCUCAUCGAGCCCAAGUUCGCGAACCUCGUGCGCACACCGAGUGUGAGCCGAGUGGUGCAGUCAAUGAUCAAGUACGGUUCGGCGGAGCAGGUCAACAGGCUCUUGAAGUGGGUCUCGAAGGACUUUACCACCUACGCGACGGACGCCUACGCGCAUUUCGUGGUUUGCGCGUUGGUACGUCACGUUCCACACGAGGCCUACAGCAAGUUGAUGGCGCACGUGAUUCCUUCCGUACCGCAGCUUGUAGCGCACAAGUUCGGCAUCCAGGUGGUCCACUCUGUAUACAGCAGUCGCUGGUGCAGCCCGGCGGACCGCAGCCUCCUCUUGUUAGCUGUGUUUAAAGACAGUGUAGCAGUGAUGAAGCGGUGGCCGGGGUACCCGGAGGUGGAGGCGGUCCUGAAGCAGAACCCGCCACUUCAGCGGCGCCUUCUCAGUCGCCUCUUUGACCUCAGCGACAAACUGGUGUCACAGAAGGAGGCAGUCGGGUACCCGUUCGUGCAGCGGCUCGUCGGCGCCUACGUACGGUGCGGCACGCGUGAUGAGGUGAGCGAGUUGUGCGACACGCUACGUCCCCACAUUACCGCUAUUUCGGUCACCCGGGAAGGUGCCCCUCUUGCCUCCCUCGCCUUCUCCUUAACGGAGCCAAAGAAGCGCAAGGAGGUGCUUCACAGCUUCAACGCACAGCUGGGGGAGCUCUGCACCAGCAAGUACGCAGCACCGGUCAUUGCUCGCCUGUUCGACCUCCUGUACGACGCGCAGAUGCUGAGUAAGUACGUUGCGAGCGACCUAGCGGAGCACAUUGGGCAGGUAGUCAACAGCCCCUAUGGCUACCAGAUCCUUAUGCACCUGCUCACCCCGCACGAGGAGCGCAAGUGGAAGUUCCUGCUUCCCAACUGGCGGGAGCACAACCUCUUCUCCAUGGAGAAUAAAGAGUGGAACCACCACACGUGGCUGACGCCAACAUUUGUGCCCGAGACGGUAGAGAUUUGCAGCAAGCCUGCUGUCACGUCCCACCUCGCAGCGCUGCCAAUGCUCGUCAAGGCAUUCCUGCAGUAUGUGACCGACGAAGCCAACAGCGCCAAGCUGAACCGCCACCACGCCGCACUCAUCGCACGCGAAGUGCUGCACGUAGUACAGCACGAGCCACUCUACAAGGCCGCCAUUCAGCUUUCCGCGGAUGAGGAGCAGGCUUUGUCCAAGCUGGCUCCCGCACAUGGCAAGCGAGAGCGUGAUGACCCAGAGGAGGAAGUGGAGAAGCAUGCCGCGACCCCGGAAAAGCGCCCCAAGCGCGAAAACGGCAGCCAGAAAGCCGCAGCGCUCACCUCCGCCGACAAGAGGAAGAAGGCAAAGGUGUCAACGGUCACCUCGGCAGCCGCCCCACUGGAAGGCAGGCGGGUCAAGGCGGAUCCAAAAAAGAGUGUCAAGAAGAUUUAG